AUAUAAAAAGUACGGGCCUUCAAACAGACUGCAGUAACUAUACAAUCAUGGUUGUAGCUGCAGACGAAACAGAGUCGGAAAACCCUGGCCCUCUUCCGCGCAAGUUGUCUGGGCCGCUAGCCAUGCGGCGGUCAAGUGCGGGAGAAGCUGAAGACUCUUUCGAUGAAAGCGCCAUGCUGAACCGGUUCGCAGCCCAGAGCAGAGGAGGGCCGAUGCGCCGGCAAAGCUACGCGGGCUACAGAACAGCUCCUCCUGUUGAAUUGCUUGGAGGGAUGCGUCAAAGGGGACGUCGUAUGUCGGAGGGGAGUAUGCUCCCGAGGUUAUCCUUGGCGAGCAAGCGGGAUCGAGAUAUGAGAAAAGUGUGUGAUGAGAUGGAAGUUGGAAGCCGAAAGGCGGAGGAAGAGAUCACGACAUUUAAACAUGACUUGGAAUCUUUGGGUUCUACGUGUAUAAACAUGACCAAACGCAUCGACCGACUCAUCGAAGCUUCCAAUGAUCUUCGCAACUCACACCGCCACAUACUCACCGGUCGAUACAAUACAGACGGGGAAUAUGGCAUGUACGGCCGAGGCCAGUACCAGGGCAGCCGAAGGGGAAGCGUUAAGAGGAAGACAAGUCAACAGCAAUCUGCCUUCUAAGUCCUUUUAUGGAGAGAUUUCGUCACCAGCUGUGGUUAUGGGUUAUAUGGGAUCCACCUUUUAUCUACUAUCCAUUUUUAAGAAAUAACAAUAGUUAUAUCUCUAAAUAUUCUAUUUAUGUGUUUUUGGAACUCAAAUUCUGAGUUGAGAAUUGUUUGUCGAAGCGAUGAUUGCUGAUCGUGAUAGACCCUUUAAACCAUGCAGCUGCAACCGCUGAUAGGGCAGAUGUGCGGCGGCCUUUAACCCAUUCUGCUGCAGCCCUUAAGAAAAAGUCUUAAUAAUAGCAGAGUCGUUUGUUUCUUUGAGUCCACUCUACACCAGUUGGGCCAGGAAUCAAGCAAGCUGGAGACCCAGCGGUCUUAGCGGGCGCUCACAACCACAAACGUCUUCUGUGGCCGAAGAAGGCUUUGGAUCUUCGAGCAUGGGAGAGCACUUUUCAAAGAUCGAAAUGCAAACCAUAAGAGUUAGACUCUUGAAGGACAAGGACCACAUCUAACCGAAGACCAUUUCAAUAACAAAUUACAUCGCUAAGCGAUUAGUUUUAUCAUAGUAGGAAAUAUUCUUAGCCGCGUAGUCAAGGCGCGAGUAAGAUUUGAACAAGAGGACUCUCGUCUCCGCGAGAGUAAACCAUUACCGCCUUGAAAUAUAGUUUCUGUCACACAGAUUGUUGCAUCCGAGAAUGUAAAGAUAUAUAAUCAUGGCUGUAAGGUGAUAAUAAUGUCGGAAUAAAAAUAGACCUUGGUAA
Nematostella vectensis (starlet sea anemone) is the source of this 1383-nucleotide messenger RNA. RefSeq lists its product as uncharacterized. The record is from RefSeq and is a predicted model, not a curated record. Lineage: Eukaryota; Metazoa; Cnidaria; Anthozoa; Actiniaria; Edwardsiidae. The transcript has 2 exons. Bases 48 to 638 code for a protein of 196 amino acids.